Molecule: messenger RNA, 3130 nt
Organism: Clarias gariepinus (North African catfish)
Lineage: Eukaryota; Metazoa; Chordata; Actinopteri; Siluriformes; Clariidae
Exons: 6
Coding region: 121-1173 (350 amino acids)
Source: RefSeq, a predicted model, not a curated record
CGCCUCGACGCCAUAAAGCUGAGUAACGCGGGCGUUUUCCUUAUUGAGAGCAACAAGAGCUGUUGCCCUAGAUCAUCUAUUUGUGCAUUAAUCAAAUUAAAAGUGUCAGGGAACAAAUAAAUGGGUUCUCACACUUUUCCUUUGAUUGCGGCACAAGUAGAUGAUCAGGUUAGGAUGCCACCAAACAUUAACAAAUGUGAUGGCUUUGAAAGUGAAUUAGCUGGGCUCUACACAGAAGGUGGUCGUGUAGAUCUUGAUAAAGUUGCCAAUGUUGUACAAAGGUACAGCGGUACAAUAAUUCCCCUGAAAAAGCCAAAGAGUUACAGUGUUCGAGUGUGUGGGCAGGAUGACACGGUCUAUGGUGGAAAUGAGGAACAGCUAGAAGCCUGGAAAGAUUUCUACCUACCAGAAAGAAUGGAAAUGGUGGUUAUUGGUGCGAUUGAUGAUUUCCCAUGUGAUGCAUUUGGCCUGCAGUUAGUUCUCUUGUUGUGUGAAGACGGAAACAUCUAUGCUUAUGAAGAUGAAGUUCUCCACCUCGUAGCAAGAAAUGUAAAUGAACUGUUUGAAACUGGCCUUACCUUUCCUGGACUAGAAUGCUACAGACUGGGGGAAUGUUUUGAGGACUAUACAGAAGAAGAAUACAAUGAAAUCAUGGAAUCUGAUGAAAUGAAGAAAAUGAAACAGAAGCACCACAAUUUCCGCGAAACGUUAGAGCUUGAACUACUGGAACUCCUAGAGGACUCUCAAAGCACUGAAUUUAAGGAUGAAGAGAAAAGCACAGUCCAGCUUAAGAUGAAUUCAGACAUAAAAGAGUGUAAUAAGGUUGUUCCCUACAACAUGCAGAUUGUUCCUUUUUGCACAAAUUUAUCCACUUACUUUCCCAGGAGAUUUAGAGGAAGAGGGUACACCCUGGACAGGGUGCCAAUGUAUUCCCUGUUCCCUACAGACAGUACAGGUAUUUGGGAAAAACCAUUUAGCCUAAUCUACAAAUCUUUUGCUUGUGGGAGGAAACCGGAGUAUCCGGAGGAAACCCACCAAGUAUAUGGAGAAUAUGCAAACUCCAUGUACACAGACCCAGAGGCAGAAAUCAAACCCAGACCCUGGAGGUGCAAGCCAAAAGCGCCACCGUGCCGCCCUACACAAGAGGCCCAUUCAGGGCAUCUUGUUCAUUAAUUGCAGUCAAAAAUAAUGAAUACAAAAGAAAAUAUUGAAACAGUUUGUACUGUUUUUAUUGAGACCUUUAUGAUUUCUAAGAAGUAAUGUUAGGAAAAUUAAUAUAACAGUCCACAUAAUUUUUUAAGUACUAAAUGGCGAUUUGAUUAAAAACUAAAGGGCGUUCUCUGACUUUUGGACAGUACUGAAAGUAUAUGUACAGUGCAUUACAUAAAAAAUCAUUCCCACUCUUGAACUUUUCCUUUAUUUUUUUCCUCAUUUUCAUGCUGAUUUUAAAACCCCUAAAUUUGUAUGCAAUUACAGUGUCAUGUAAUAAAUAUCCCUGUUCUUGGAGGGAUCCAGAGUUUGAUAGAGGUAAUAAAUAAUUAUAACGAAGAGCUAUUAAAAAAAAGUCUAGGACAUAGUCCUGCAAGUGUAUCAAUCAGAGUUUGCUGAUUUAACAGAUAUUCCUUAUCAAUAACUAAACUAUUAUAUUUCAUGUUUUCUAAGAAACUCUGGAGUACACCUGCCCAUUAUACAAUUGUCUAAUCAGCCAAUUAUGAGGUUGCAGUAUGAAUCAAUGAAUGAAUGAUCCUGCAGAUAAAGUUCAAGUGCUUCAGGUAAAGUUCAGACAAAACAUCAGAAUGAGGAUAAAGUUUGGUCUCUGUGACUUUGAUUAUGGCAUUGUUGUUGACACCACAUGGGCUGGUUGAUUAUUUUAGAAACUGCUGAUCUUGAAUUUUAAGACAAAUAAUAAUUACUUCAGAAACUGCUGAAUCUGAAUCUUCUGAGAACUUCUUAAGUGCACAAACCAGAUCCAUGAAACACCAACUAGCCUGCCACAGCUAAAGUCAAUCCUUUAAUAUUUUAGGGGGGAAUGUAAUCAGGAUUUAGAGAACAUAUAGAGACAUUUAAUCUAGAAUAAUCUCCAAUAAAUACACAAUCUAAUAUAUAUUGAUUGAACCUGCACAUGUAUACACUUACAUUAGAGCACACUCAUAAAAUUAGUAGGCCAUAAACUUCCUUAGUAUUUGGUAGAGUUGCCCCAAAUGUUUCGGGUAUACAUCAACAAGCUUUCUACAAUAGUUUGUUGAAUUUUGGCCCAUUCUUCUUGGAACCAGUGUACUGUAACUGGGUCAGGUUUGUAGGUCUUCUUGCUCGCACUCGCCUUUUCAGUGCCGCCCACAAAUUUUCUAUAGGAUUGUGAUCAAGGCUUUGUAAUGGCCACUGCAAUACCUUGACUUUGUUGUCCUUAAGCCACUUUGUAACUAAUCUGGAGGUACAGUAUGCUUUGGGUUAUUGUCUAUUUGAAAGAUCCAUUUGCAUCCAAGCUUUAACUUCCUGGCUGAUGUCUUCAGACGUUGCUUCAAUAUAUCCACAUAAUUUUCUUUUCUCAUGAUGCAAUCUAUUUUGUGAAGUGCCUUUAUAUGCAUCCACAGGUGUGCCUCCAAUGAACUUAAAUGAAAUCAGUUAACCUGUCAGACGUUUCUUAAGCUUAGAAUGUAAUCACCUGGAGUUUUCUUUUUGUUUAAAGACACAAACUUAGUCUAUGUAUAUAUGUAAUUAAAUAAAUUAAUAAAUAGAAAUUCUCCUUUGCUCAAUUCUGACAUUUAACAAAUGCAAAAAAAUAUGUUUAGUCUGAGUUAAUGUUUGACAGUAAAGAAAAAAAAUGUCUUUUUCUGAAGUGCGUAAAUAUCUUGUUUCAACUGCAAUAGUAUAUGAUUCUAUCUUUAUUGCAGUAUAGUAGACUGUUAUGUCUAUAUAUAGCUGUACUGAGUUUCCUGUUGCAUUAAUUUAUUUGCUUACUCAAGACUUCAAACUGUGUGUAUGUGUUUUUCAGAUGUGUUAGAUAGAACAAAAGUUAUCAUUACUUUUAUAAAGGGCCACUACCAGAAUAUGAGAUGUAUUAACUCUCAAAAUAUAUAAUUUUCUGGUCAUAGAGACAAACCUAAAACAACAAUAAAAACGUGAUCGUGUG